Molecule: messenger RNA, 1320 nt
Organism: Passer domesticus (house sparrow)
Lineage: Eukaryota; Metazoa; Chordata; Aves; Passeriformes; Passeridae
Gene: DKK3
Product: dickkopf WNT signaling pathway inhibitor 3
Exons: 7
Coding region: 1-1020 (339 amino acids)
Biological process (GO): multicellular organism development; negative regulation of canonical Wnt signaling pathway
Cellular component (GO): extracellular region
Molecular function (GO): co-receptor binding; receptor antagonist activity
Source: RefSeq, a predicted model, not a curated record
AUGCGGCGCUGGGCGCUGGUGGCCGCGCUGGUGGCCGCGCUGUGCGGGCCCGCGGCGGGCGGCGGGCGGCGGCGGGCGGCCAGCCUGGGCGAGAUGCUGCGGGAGGUGGAGGCGCUGAUGGAGGACACGCAGCACAAGCUGCGCAACGCCGUGCAGGAGAUGGAAGCUGAAGAGGAAGGGGCAAGAAAGCUGUCAGAAGUCAGCUUUGAGGACUUGCCUCCCAACUACCAUAACGAGUCCAACACGGAAACCAGAGUGGGCAACAGAACUGUUCAGACCCAUCAAGAAAUUGAUAAGGUUACAGAUAACAAAACUGGAUCAACAGUUUUUUCUGAGACAGUUAUUACAUCUAUAAGAGAUGGAGAAAACAAAAGGAAUCAUGAGUGUAUCAUUGAUGAAGACUGUGAACCAGGGAAGUAUUGCCAGUUCUCCACCUUGGAAUACAAAUGUCAGCUCUGCAAGCCCCAGCACACACCCUGCUCACGGGAUGUGGAGUGCUGUGGGGAGCAGCUCUGCGUGUGGGGCCAGUGCAGGAGAUCCUCUUCCAGAGGGGAGAACGGCACCAUCUGUGAGACCCAGCACGACUGCAACCCUGGCACGUGCUGUGCUUUUCACAAAGAGCUUCUGUUUCCUGUGUGCACACCCUUACCUGAGGAAGGUGAGCCCUGCCAUGAUCCUUCAAACAGACUUCUCAACCUCAUCACCUGGGACCUGGAGCCCGAUGGAGUGCUGGAGCAGUGCCCCUGUGCCAGUGGCUUGAGCUGCCAGCCUCAGAGCCACAGCACUACAUCUGUGUGUCAGCUGUCUGCCAAUGAAACGCAGCGCACUGAAAAAGAAGAUCCCUUAGUCAUGGAUGAGAUGCCCUUUCUCAGCCUGAUCCCUCAAGAUCUCCUCUCUGAUUAUGAGGAGAGCAGUGUCAUCCAGGAAGUGCGCAGAGAAUUAGAAAGCCUGGAGGACCAAGCAGGUUUGAAACUUGAGCCUGAGUCAGCUCAAGAGCUGGUUUUGGGAGAUGAAAUCUAAAACCCAAAGCACCCGGUUUAGUUAGUUAUUUCUAGAUUUUUUUUUUGUUUAGUAUAUUGCUUGUAUGAAUCCUGAACACACACUACUGGAUAGAAGUGCAAUAAAGAAGGUCUUCAAGGAGCAUUCUUCUCUGUGCACCAAACCUGCAUGUCCCUGUGGAAUUCAUGCUACUGUGGAAUUCAUUCAGUCCCUGCCUUCAAACCUUCUGCCAAAUGGGAACCAUAGGAGUGCUCCUCUGGAUUUGUACUUUCCUCUUGUAUGUCAGAAAUAAACUUCUUCGUACUUGUACUCAUUAAAAAA